Messenger RNA from Saccostrea cuccullata (small rock oyster), 3051 nucleotides. RefSeq names its product FMRFamide receptor-like. Gene Ontology annotation, cellular component: membrane. The record is from RefSeq and is a predicted model, not a curated record. Lineage: Eukaryota; Metazoa; Mollusca; Bivalvia; Ostreida; Ostreidae. Gene Ontology annotation, molecular function: G protein-coupled receptor activity. Gene Ontology annotation, biological process: G protein-coupled receptor signaling pathway. Bases 1250 to 2650 code for a protein of 466 amino acids. The transcript is spliced from 4 exons.
GACUGUUAGUAACCCUUUCCUCCGCUUAAAUUAGUAUGUAGAAUUAAAUACCGGUACAUCCAAUUUAGAAAGAAUGGGAGCAUUCAAGCGAAACCCCUGCUCUUCACCUUCCCUUGAAUUGCAAAGAGGCUCUAGUUCAGGCUCUUGUUCUUUUUUUCACAAGCCAUAAAAACAACUGAAAAAUAAAUAAUUCAUUAAUAUUAUUCAAUGUAUAUUAUCAAGUAAAAUUAAGGAAUAGAUUAUUUGAAAUUGAAACAGAACUUUCUUAACUCAUAUAGAUAUGUGAAAAUGUCUUGUCCCGGAGCGGGGAAUUUCCCAUCCCUUUUACGCCUUUAUAGAAAAAGUUUAAAAUAUCUAAAUGUUAUAAACAGUUUUGAUAUAAAUAACUGUACCAUUUACUCUGACAUCGUGUUUUAAAAUAAUAAAGACUUGCGAUAUGAAUCUAAAACAUUUUAUAUGGUUUGUUUAGAUGAUGUACAAAUACCGUUAUUAUGAUGUGAAUAGAAACAAUCUACGGAACUUUAAUAACGAACAGUUAUAAGAUAACAUUUAUUUGAAAAUAAUUAUUUAUCUGCAAGUAAAGAUGUAUCUUAUCCAUUGCAAAGUCAUUUUGACCACUACAUCUGAACUUUUAUUCAUUGACUCGGAGUACAUAAAUGCGCGAUUUGAUGUUUCGAUCGAGAAUUUACUCCAACGGAGCCGGUGGAAAGUUGCAUCAUAUUGCUGAGAGAGACCUCGAACUCAUAAAUUCAGAUUGCGAACAGAUGUCUUUGGCGGAUAUUAUCACUAUUCUAAAACAGUUAGAGACUUUAACCUAGCCGCCCCAAUUGCUGAAAACAGAGAUUUGUUGAAAAGAAUAGAGCCCAAAUUACAAAAGCUGAGUUGGUCGAGGAUUAGCCAACUAACACCGCACACCUGGUGGGCUAGUGGCAGGACUGAACGAUAGAGGGAUAGAAGAAGGUGCAUUAAAAUGAAAUUCAAAGUCACUAUAUAGUGGAUGUUACUCAAUAAGAUAUGAUUUUUAUAAGAAGAGAAAAGGGAUAUUCAGAAUGCAGAUUCCAUUACACAUUUUAUGAAAUAUGUGAUUAUUUGAAGUGUUCAUAAAUAUAAACACAGAAAAAAGCUUAUAGAGCCAGAUCAUCGAAUGUGGAGAGAAUAACAUAAUCUUUUCUUUUUCUGACUUUCAUCACCAGCUUUUAAAAAUGGAAAACAAAGGACAACUCGGUAGGCUGAAGUGGUGACCUAAAUAAUGGAUGAUCUCAAUUUUCUGGACCCUUACCUGGGUCUCCAGCUGCUGGACCUGAAUGGGUCUUUUGUGAACUUCAGUUUAUCAAGCUUGAACCUCUCAGUUAGGGAUGUUAUAAACGAUGACUCGAUGUACGAGAGGAAUCUUCUAAUGUAUUAUUUAAUGGGGAUUUGUGGAAUGGCCGUUUGCUCGUUCGGUAUUAUCGGGAACAUUUUAUCAAUUAUCGUGCUAUCCAGGGGAUGUAUGAAGAGUUCUACCUACUCCUAUUUAACUGCUUUAUCCAUAAGUGAUCUACUAUUUCUAAUUCUUACCAUGUUUAUUUUAUCACGUGACUCUGAGAAACCACAUCAGGAAAUAACCUGGGGUAAACCAUUCUACAUCAAGCUCUUUCCAUACAUUCACCCUGCCGCCAUUACAUUUCAAGUGACGUCAAUAUGGCUUACGUGUGCUUUCACUCUUGAUAGAUACGUCAUGAUCUGCCACCCCUUUAAGGCAGAGCGUUGGUGCAAAAUUUCCACUGCCAGAAAGACUAUUGUGGGUGUAUUCUUGGCAGGAUUAGUAUUCAAUAUUAUUCGUUUUUUCGAAUACGAAACUUCUGAAAUAGUUGUCGAAACAAACAGUACGGAGCCACGACAGCUCGUAAUUAAACUAACAGACUUGGGAAAUAGUGAGGAGUUUCGAGAAAUUGUGCACUCGUGGUUGUAUCUUACUUGUGUGGCGGGUAUUCCGUUUCUGUCUCUUUUAGUUUUAAAUGUCUUCCUCAUCCAUGCUGUUCACGAGUCGAGGAAGAAAGGGAAGCUUAUUAACGCCAAAGAGAGGCGGCGGAAUGACACGACGAUCAUGUUAAUCGGUGUAGUGGUCAUCUUUCUUAUUUGUCAGGGGCCUGCUCUUAUUUCCCGUAUGAUAUGGGCCUUUGACUAUCAGAAGGCAUUCGUGUCAGCGCCCUGGUAUACCUUCAAUGAAGUCUCAAAUUUUCUUGUGAUUCUAAAUUCAGCUAUAAACAUCGUCCCAUAUUAUUUCUUCGGUAAGCGUUUUCGGAAUCAAUUCUGGAAGAUUUUCUGUAAGUGUUUUUUCACGAAGGAAGAAAUGACAAGAUUAUCAAGGAAAUUAAGUGCUACCAUGCACGAACGCCAGCACAGUUUAGUGAAUCAGCACGAGAUUAACGAGGAAAAUCAACUACACGUGUUUAUGAAUUCUAAAGCUUUCAAGAAAUUUUCCCAAAAAUACAGGUCGGUUCCGAGGGAUGACGAACCGUAUGAUACUCAGGACAAUUUAGCUGGACAGGAAACGAAAAAUAAAUGUGAACAAAAUGGACACCCCGUUUUACGGGUUAACUUUGAACCCAAUGGGAACUGUAAAGCUCAAGUGGAAACCUGCGACACGUGCCAAUCAAACGCCUUAUGAUCCUUAUUGUUUCAUUCGUUUUACUUAGAAAGUUUAUGAUUCGUUAUUCUUUGAAAUAAUAUGAGGAUAUUAUUUAUUUUUAAAUACCAUUUUGAGAUUCGCAUUAAUAUAUGUUACAUGUAUUUUGUUUACUUUUUAGAUUCAUACCAAAUGAACGCCAUUUGUUCUCUUGCUCAUCAGAGAAAUGAUCAUUUAAUUGUACCUUUGGAUCCAGUUUCAUUCUACGAAUAAACUGUUGUUAUUUUAAUGGAAGUAAAAUGAUUAUUUACAUUUAAAUGUUUUUUUUUCUUUACCGUAAUUUAAGAAUGACAUAUGUGUUUAUGGAGUCAUGAUUUCUUAUUUUAAUAUCGAGAUAUCUGAAAUUUUGAAAUCUUGCAGAGCAUUAUGGGUAGAUUGUUUUA